UUCUCCUGUUGGAAUUUUUUACAUUCUUUUGAUGAAGCUGGGUGUUGCUCUUGGCAAUUAGCACAACUGACACGUGUACAUUUUUCUGCUAACAAAGCUGGCGAAUUGUUUACUUUGUUAUAGGCAAUGAACUGUGAAAGUUUUACCAUAAGAAAAAAGCAAAAUAUGCUUAGUAACCGAUUGAAGACUAAACUAACAAUAUUUUCUUAUACAGACACUGCUAAAUAAACUACAAUAGCAACAAAGUUCUUCCCCACUUAUUACUAUAAGUAGUUUACUUUCUUUCUUUUGGCAAAUUUACGCAGUUGUAUUUUAAUGAAAAAAACGCAAAUGUCUCCAGCCUUUUCGGCAAAUAUAAAAACCCAAACAUUUCGAAAGUUUACCAUAGUUGAAGUUAAACAGCGCUUAAGAACGCCUACUAACUUUUCGAAAUUGUCACCAUCUAAAAAGAGUGCAAAAAAACCGCUAUGCGUCUUCUGUUCCUGUGUGUCCUUUUAGCCUGUGUGGCCUUGCCCUUCCAAGAGGCAAACGGCGCUGAUACAACAACAAUCACAGCAGACACAACAACUACCACAACUACAACGGCAGCAACAACAACCACUACAGCAGCGACAACAACAACUGACAAAUCUAAAGUGAAAUGUACCCGCUCGUGCACUCACACCUACAAUCCAGUUUGCGGUACAUACAACGGCAGGAAACGUACUUUCGAAAAUCGCUGCAUAUUUAGAGCAAUUAGGCGUUGUGCCCGCAGGCGGGGUACUUUGAGCACUCUCGGCAUCCGAUUCUUACAUACAGGUAGAUGCCCAUGAUUAUUAUGGUUGCGUACAUAAUAAAAAAAGCUCCAUGUUGGGCUUCCAAAGCAUCUUUCCUUAAUAC
Messenger RNA from Anastrepha ludens (Mexican fruit fly), 879 nucleotides. RefSeq names its product protein new-glue 1-like. Gene Ontology annotation, molecular function: protein binding. The coding region runs from base 468 to 812 and encodes 114 amino acids. The transcript has 3 exons. The record is from RefSeq and is a predicted model, not a curated record. Lineage: Eukaryota; Metazoa; Arthropoda; Insecta; Diptera; Tephritidae.